GCAUUGGAUGCUUUUACGAACCUUUCCGGGAGCUCUUGCUCGGUGGUGUGUCCGUGGGAAGAAGUUCUGCGGUUGCACCAGGUUUUUCCGAGAUUUUUUACGAAAUUAAAUACGAAUUACGAGUUAAUCAACAGGCGUAUUAAUGUUCUCUCGUAACUCUUAAGCAGUUACGAUUGAACAAACGAAUGUUCUUUUUCGAUAUUUUUAACGGGGAAUCGGUCGCGAGAGAAUCCGACAAGCACUGGUCACAACACGAACGAAGCUUUAAUUUUCAUCGAUCGAUUUGACUGAUUUUUGAGAUCCAGUCACCGAAAACUUCCAUCAUUCCGUCAAAAACCGAGUGCCGACCCGCAGGGUGGCGAUCAUUUGAUAAGGGUUCUAUCUGCAAUAGACUGGUAGGCCAGUCUAUUGGUGGGUGCGUAGAUAACUGCGGCAACUGGAAGUUGGCCCUGAACGCAGAGCCCCCGUGGCUUUGCUAGCACCCCCAUAGUGAUUUUGUCUUAACCCGCCUCCUCACGACUCACCCAAUUCUCAUUGACAGCUGCCUCUUUGCUGCCUAGCGCCUACAGAGUAUCUUUCAAAAACUUAAAAACAAUAAAAUAAAUAAUAUGAAGGUAACAAAUCUGGACGAACGUAUUCAUGUCUUGGACAGUGCGUCAAAUGUUACGACCGUCAUCAAAGAUAUUGCAUUGAGUGGAUUGCAAGAAGAAGCUUUUUAUGUGCUUGAUAUUGGAGAUGUCGUACGUAAACAUCAAAUAUGGAAGGAAAAAAUGCCACGCGUCAGCCCUUAUUAUGCUGUAAAAUGUAAUGAUAAUUUAAUUGUAAUUGAAGUACUGGCUGCUCUUGGUAUUGGUUUUGAUUGUGCAUCCAAAUCUGAGAUUAACAAAGUAUUAAGUGUUGGAGUAGAUCCGUCAAGAAUUAUCUUCGCCAAUCCAGCUAAACCAGCAUCACAUAUCCGUCAUUCUGCUGCUGUUGGUGUCGAUGUUAUGACGGCAGAUAAUGAAAGCGAGUUACAUAAAAUUAAAAAACUUCAUCCAACUGCUAAGGUUGUUAUUAGAAUUCGUUGUGAUGCUGAAGUUGCUCAGUGUCAAUUAGGUAUGAAAUUUGGUUGUGAUCCUAUAUUUGAAGCACCCAAUCUUUUGCGCCUUUCACGUGUAUUAGGACUCAAUAUCAUUGGUAUUAGUUUUCAUGUUGGAUCUGGCUGUCAAGAUCCACCAGUAUUUUAUCGAGCUAUACGCCAUUCUAAAAUAUUAUUUGAUUUAGCAACAGAUCUUGGUUUUAAACCAUAUUUGUUAGAUAUUGGAGGUGGUUAUCCUGGAAAUAAAGGUUCUAGUAUUGAUAAAAUUGCUGAUGUUGUUAAUGAAGCACUUGAUGAAUAUUUUAAUACUGAUGCUGUUCAUGUAAUUGCUGAACCUGGCCGUUUUUAUGUUGCCUCGGCAUUUACACUUGCAACCAGCAUUCAUAGUAAACGUUCAGUACGUGGUGAUGAAAAUUCACCAAAUACAAUUACGCACAAUAUGUAUUAUAUUAAUGAUGGUGUUUAUGGUUCUUUCAAUUGUUUACUUUAUGAUCAUCAACAUGUAAUUCCAAUACCUCUAAAAAAAGGUUGUGGAAAGAUGAUUCCCUCAAGUAUUUGGGGACCAACCUGUGAUGGUUUGGAUCAAGUUGUUGAAAAUGUUCUAUUACACGAAAUGGAUCUUGGAGAUUGGAUAAUUUUUGAAAACAUGGGAGCAUAUACAUUACCAGUUGCUUCUCCAUUCAAUGGAUUCCCUGUACCAAAAGUUCAUAUUGUUGCUGAUGAAAAUAUUUGGCAUUUAUUAAAAGAUGCUUUGCCUUUGACUGAAGAACAUUUUGUUAUUGGCAAUACUCCAGCUAAUUUACGACUUGGUUUGGAUAUCGGUGGAACUGACACUAAUGCAUGGCAUAAUUCAAAUAUUGAAUUGACAUCAACUCAAAUUUUAGCUGAUGUUACUAAUCCACCAUCAUCAUACUUUUAUGAUUAUCUUGAAGUUGAUCUUUAAUGCAUAUAUAUUAUAAUAACAACUUGUUGAAACAAUUAUUCGAUAUUUCUAAUGAGAAACCACAUUUUCAUUUCUCAUAUAGAAUCUUAUGACAUAACUUGAGAAAUAACUAUUUUUUUUAAGUUUUUGUGUUGAGAUUAUGUAUUUUAUAAUAUUUAUCUUGAUUAGUUUAAAAACCACAAAAUGUAAUAUAUACGCUUUUAUCCCAUUUAAAACUGGCAACAUUACUAAUAUUUGAUGCCAUAAUUGAAAAAUUUUGUUUUUUUUUUUUUUUUCAUAAAAAAAUUAAGAACGUGCAAAUUAUUU
Molecule: messenger RNA, 2327 nt
Organism: Apis dorsata (giant honeybee)
Lineage: Eukaryota; Metazoa; Arthropoda; Insecta; Hymenoptera; Apidae
Product: ornithine decarboxylase-like
Exons: 9
Coding region: 609-2021 (470 amino acids)
Cellular component (GO): cytoplasm
Molecular function (GO): ornithine decarboxylase activity
Source: RefSeq, a predicted model, not a curated record